Molecule: messenger RNA, 2823 nt
Organism: Gigantopelta aegis
Lineage: Eukaryota; Metazoa; Mollusca; Gastropoda; Neomphalida; Peltospiridae
Exons: 11
Coding region: 1-2823 (940 amino acids)
Source: RefSeq, a predicted model, not a curated record
AUGGAUGUUGAUACGGACGUGUGCCUUGUUAUGUAUUGCCAAUACAAAUAUUGGAUUCUGUUGGGUGCCCAGUCUAUCGCAAAGGGUAAUGAAAAGACAGCCAAAGAUGCAAACUCGGCUUUAAAUGUUCCUCAUAUCGAGUUUUAUCUCUUAACUGUUCUGAACCGGCACCUGUUGCUAAUGCUUACCGUACCUGGCGAGGAGGAACACCCGGAAGUAACGUCACAUACGUCUGUCUUUAGGUACUGUCUUUACGACUACAGCCACACUUCCGGUGAUCUGACCAGAAUUUGUGACGGGACCAGUGGCCAAUAUAGCGGCACGGAACCAGUUUCCACAUCAAGUAGUAAUAUUCAUGUAAACGUCUUAUCUGGAACCAAGUCAACUGUGUUUGAGUCGGACGGACCACAGACGUCCCCAGUGGUGAGAACAAAGUGUCCAGAUUUUGUGUAUGGAAACGUUGUUAAUGUAACUGGAGACACUGCAAAUCCGUCUGCCCUGGAAAUAUGCCACGUUGAGAUAUACGGACGAAAACAUAGCUCUGGCUGUGAUAGACCUGGCGUGAUAGUCGGCAUAAAACCCAUGUACACCAACGCUGCUUUCAACGCAGUUGCUAAAUACCUAUGUGACGACAGAGCGGGUUUCUUCUUCAUAGGUGGAGGUUUUAAAAGUACCUGCAGCAUUCCUGACAGUCAGUGGAAGAGAUCAGCUCCCAGCUGUCAGGAAGAAUAUUUCCUCAUAGGUCCGAAGUUUGUUGCUCACAAGAAGUCCUCAUCUGUUAUUGUGUGGGACACCGGCGAAGUGAAAGGAAUAUGGAAGAUUACAGUAUCCGUUAAAAAUAAAGGUUUUAUUGACGGUUUGAAGAUUACUGUUAGUAAAACUAGAGACGGGCCUACAAAACAAUGCUAUCGAACGAAGAGAGUGGUUGCACGCCAGAAGGUGAAACACGUUCUGACGGUAGCUUUCAGCUGUACAGCAGCUCCAUACAUCCGGUACAUCACCGUUCGCCAAACGAAUGGCAAGUCGCCAUUUUUUCCUGUUCGAGCGUUUGGACAGUAUCGCAAUAUUGAUUCUGAAUGCAUUCGUCACAAAGGUAUUGGUUACAAAGGUCAGGUGAAUUUCACAGUGUCCGGGAAGAAUUGCAUCAGAUGGGAUCAGAUAAGCAAGCUGGGUUUCACCAGUAAAGUUUUACCCGACUACUCUAUUAAAGAAGCUGGAAACAUGUGUCGUAAUCCGAAUGCUAAGAAAACGCAGCCAUGGUGCUACACAUCACUGGGUAAAAGCUGGGAGUUCUGUCCACUGCUGCCUUGUGCUAAAGAGUGCAGUUUGAGACUCGCUAAAAUUCCCUAUUACGGAGAUAUUGACAGAACUGUCUCGGGACAAAAAUGUCAAAAGUGGAGCGAAGACAUACCCCAUAAACACGCGUUCAAGUUACGCAAACUGUUUCCUUAUGAGAACAUCAACCAGGCUUACUGUCGUAACAUUCUAUCAUCCCAGACCAGACCCUGGUGCUUCACAACCAACACUUCACUGAGAUACGAGGCGUGCAACGUGCCAACUUGUCCCUCACGUUUUGAUAUAUUCACGGCCAGUGUUGCUAACAAAAGUAGCUUGGAACACUUCAAAAAUCAAGAGCGCUGUUUUUACUGGAAACCAUAUUUGAAGACUAAAUACAAAACUGUGUACCCAGUUGUCCCAGGGAAGAUCUGUGAGUCAAAGAAACUAGUUGUAGUCUCCUGCGUCCAGCUGGAUGGUGAUGUUUUCAGCUGGAAAUAUGUUCUCCUCAACUGUACUGAUGAACCACUCACUACUGCGACCACAACACCAGAAACAACUACGACGUUAGCACAAUCAACAACUACGACCUCAACACAACCAACAACUACGACUUCAACACAACAAACUACUACGACUUCAACCCAACCAACAACUACAUCAACACAAUCAUCAACUACAACAUCAACACAACCAUCAACUAUAACCUCAACACAACCAACAACUACAACAUCAACACAACCAUCAACUGCAACUUCAACACAAUCAACAACUACAAUCUUAACACAAUCAACAACUACAACAUCAACACAACCAACAACUACAACCUCAACACAACCAAUAACUACGACAUCAGCACAACCAACAACUAUGACCACAAUCCACAACUACGACAUCAGUACAAUCAAUAACUACGACCUCAACACAACCAUCAACUACGAUGUCAACACAACCAACAACUACAAUCUCAACACAACCAAUAAUUACGACAUCAGCACAAUCAACAACUACGACCUCAACACAAUCAUCAACUACGACGUCAACACAACCAGUAACUACAACCUCAAAACAACCAAUAACUACGACAUCAGUACAAUCAACAACUACGACCUCAACACAACCAUCAACUACGAUGUCAACACAACCAAUAACUGCAAUCUCAACACAACCAAUAUCUACGAUGUCAACACAACAAACAACUACGACAUCAACAAACCCAUCAAUUACGACAUCAACACAAUCAGCAAAUACGGCCACAACACAGCCAAACACUACGACCUCAACACAGCUAUCAACUAUGACAUCAACACAAUCAUCAGCUAUGAGAUCAACGCAAUCAGCAAGUAUGAAAUCAACACAAAUAUCAACUUCAUCAACACAGUCAACAACGACGCCAUCAACACAACCACCAACUAUGGCAUCUACACAAUCAACAAGUACAACGUCAACACAACAGUCAAUUAUGACAUCAGCAACACAUACAACUACCAGCCCAAUAACAGAACCACCAAAGUACAGCUACAACCAUACCAUUCCCAAAACAUCUAA